Molecule: messenger RNA, 4051 nt
Organism: Myxocyprinus asiaticus (Chinese sucker)
Lineage: Eukaryota; Metazoa; Chordata; Actinopteri; Cypriniformes; Catostomidae
Exons: 5
Coding region: 186-2909 (907 amino acids)
Molecular function (GO): calcium ion binding; protein binding
Source: RefSeq, a predicted model, not a curated record
AAGUGUUCCGAGUGGCUCACACUCACAAUCAGUGGAGUUGAGAUGCUCACCUCCUGCUGUAUAUAUUUUCACUGACAUUCCAACAGAAGAGAACUGCAGGUAAAAUACUCAACAUUUAUCAGCGGAUUUAAACAGACAAGAACACGAUCAAAACAUCAUGUUCUGGGUGGAUAGUUGAUUAAACAAUGCCAUCAUCUAUAAGGACGCUAUUGCCUCUGGUUUACGUUUUAUGCGCGUUCCCCUCUGCGUGCUCGGGCGACAUUGGAGACGCCAGACCCUGCUCUGGAUCACACUGCCUGGGGAGCAGAACUUCAAGACCACCGCGGCAAUACAACCCGACAACACAGAGCAGAUCAAUAAAUCAGCAUGCUCACUCCAGCUUUCAUUCUGAACAUCACGCAGCGCUUUCACCAUCAUCCCAGCGCGGGCGGUCUGGAGACCAGGCGAGAGAAACGCUCCAGACGCGCGUCGCUGAAGUCUUUGGCUCUGUCUGCGCCGAUUGCGUUACGCCUCAAAGAGCAGCUCAAAUUACUAACGACACCAGAGAAUGUAAAGGAAUUGAGUGCCGCCUGCCUCUUAGGAUACGUCCGAAGCCCCCGCCGAGACCCUGUGCGGGAGACGGGUGUGUUCCAGGGACCAGCCAGCCUCCCCUCAUGCAUGUGGCCGACAGAGCCGCUCAGUUUCUGGGGGAAUUUCCGGACAUUGGAUAUCCUGCAUCGGAGCAGGGGGCUCCUUUGGGAGUGCAGCUCACAUGUGACAUCAAACCAGGAGAGAAUGAGGUCCCUGCAGAAGAUGCACUUAUCUUACACCUGCAGCUGACAAAGGGUCAAGAGAAGCUGGUGGAGACCUUGAGAGCUCAACAGGUGGUGAUCCGUGAUCUGCAGCAGAGACUGGUGGAACAGCAGGGGGCGCUUCUGUCCCAGCAGCGUGAGAUACUCGACCAGCAGCACCGCAUGUAUGAGCAGAUGGAUGUGGUGAAGGCUCAGUAUGGUCUGCUUUCAGAGACUGUCAAGCAGGUCUCCUUCCAAGGCCUGCAGGGAGAGCUGCAGAACUAUUUUGAAAGCCACCUGGCUGGGCUUCAGAAUCAGGCACGUAGCCACCUGCAAAAGUCUUAUGCUGUGCAUAAGGUGGAUGUGGACGCCAAAUUGAUGGAUGUGGUUGGGGAUGCUGGGCACCCAUUGCUAGGAUGCCAGGUUGCUUGUGGACCUGAAGAAUACUGUAACUUCCAGAAGGAUCCACUGCAGUGCGAGAGGUGCACCAUGUGUCCCCCUGGAUUCUUUCUUGUGUCACAGUGCUCCCCCACCGCUGAUAGGAUGUGCCAGGACAGGGAUGAAUGCCUGGAAUUACCGAGCCUGUGCGGAGAGCGAGUUAAAUGUCUCAAUACACCAGGAGGGUUUCGUUGUCUGGGUGUGUCUGAGAGGGAGAUUUCCGCAGGGCUGUGUGGCCUUGAGUACUUCUACAAUCUGGAACUUCAGGAGUGCCAGGCUUGUUCAGGCUGUGAUGGCGAACCUGUUGCCAUCCCCUGCACUGUCAGCAGUGAUAGUGUAUGCGGUACCCUGUCUGAGAACACGCUCACAAGGUCUUGGGCUGCUUCGAUUGCUGUAAUGCCAACAAAACUGAAGAGUAUGUCCAUCUACCCGGGAAUACAGCUCAAUAUCCGUGGCAAAGAAAGAAGCAACUUGCUGACCAACCAUGAUGGUUACCUUAACCUCCAACUACAUGGACUGCUCUGGAUAGACCAUAACUUUGCUCUGAAGCACAGCUGCAGGAACUUUCUCCAGGUUGGGAUGCGGCUCAACGGCAGUGAAGAGGAGGGCCAUGACCUGAGCGGUGUUCGCAUAGAUCAACCUGAGAGGAAGUUCUUCCAGGGUGUGACUGUUAGUGCUGCAGUUGAGGUGGAGCCCAAUCAUACUCUGGCAAUUGUUUUAAAGAGUCCCAACCAACACUGCAACCAGAGUAAAGAUCUGCAAAUGUAUGAUCUUGGAGAUUCUUCCUUCAGCUUGCUCUGGCUGUCCCAUGACACUGGUGCUGUGGCCAUGACAGCUCAGAUGUCUACAGCAGCCCACUACCAGAGUAACUAUCGCCCGACCUUCCGAAUGGCUACUGUCUCUGACCCCUACAUAGUGGCACUGACCCAUGACAGCCGUGGGGUGCGUUUCAUGGAGAAUGGUGUGGUGAAAUUUGUGCUCCAGCAGGCCAUCUAUUCCAUGGGCCACCCCUGCGUUCGUGAGGGUUUCUUUCUGAUUGCGUACGUCAACCGAAAUGGCACCAACCAGGAGGUGAUGCGCUCCUUCAAGUCUGGUGUCAACUACAGGGAUACCUCCAUCACCCUUUCUGGGGCCACAAGGGUGGACAAUGGAGACUGGCUGAAUUUCGAGAUUGUUGCACCUUCUCAGUGUAGUGUCCGCUACUUUGGCGAUAGUUCUGGAAUUAGUAUGCUGAGUUUGAUCUGGAUCCCUACUGCUGUUUCCUCAACUCUCAUGGCCACUGUCUCCAGGACAGGCCUACCCUCUGGGGCUGUAAGGAAUAAACCCCUGCUCUUCAGGCAGAUGAGUCCAAACACAGACCAGAUACGGAUUGCUGGUUCAAGUGAGCCACAUGCCCAGAGGAACUUUGUGUUUUCUGAGGCUGGGAUGGCCAGUGUAGCCAUCAACCUAAAGCUGAUUCACUCAUGUAAUGUGGUGAAGUUGACCCUUCACCGGCAAGGUAAAGGAGGUCAUGCUCUGGCCCAGCAGGUUGGUGGACAUAUGCCUGAAGGAAGUGAGUGGGCCAGCAUUGGGCUGAGAACUUCAUUUGAUGUCCUGAAUGGCACUGCUAUCUAUGUUUCUCUGGACUGCAUUCGUGGGCGAAUCAAUCAGAUCACCCAUGAAGGCGGAACCAACAUCUCCAUUCUCUGGCUGGCUUCAUGAUCUCAAAUAUAUCUUUCGGCAAUUGCUUUAAUGAUUGCUUUAACAGAUUGCUUUAAUGGAACUGGUGCUUCCAUAAGAUUCAGUCACACAUCUGAGAAAACAUUUGCUAAGUACUGAUCAACUUUGUUUCUUUUAUAAUGACCCAAUUGCACAGGCGAUAUUAAUAUUUUCUGGUGCUCAUAUUCUGUGUUCAUUGGAAUUUUACAAAGGGGGUGGGGUGAUAUAUUGUGGUGUAACAAUCCAGUGAUAGAAAUAAAAAUACAUGUUAUUUUUCUUGGCUGGAACAAUGAACAAACUUUUAAAAAAGUACUUUUAAGUACUUUGGCUGGUUGAGCAGCGACCAAUUUUUCCCAAGGGAGGAAAUGUUUUCCAUCUCUCUUUGCUUUAGAAUCAAUUAAAAUGUGUGUAAACUGUAUUUACGUGUGUGUGUGUGUGUGUGUGUGUGUGUGUGAGAGAGAGAGAGAGAGAGAGAGAGAGAGAGAGAGAGAGACUGAGGAAGUAUGAGGUUUUUUUUUUGUGUGUAUUGGUGCGCUGAUGUGAUAUUUUUUUUAUGUGUGUGUGUCUUGCACUUUAUCACAUUGAAGUGCAGUGUUGUAUAGUAAAUAACUGAGUUUGUUUUAUGAAGACAACUGGGAUUCAAAUAAUUUUGGAAAUUAAUCUAUAUGAAAGAUAAAGUGUUAACAUUAUUGAACUGUAUUUUUGUUUUACACUUUUUUGGGAAACAAUUAAUGAAAUCCUUAUACAGCUUUCAGGUUAUGAAUAUUUAUAUUCAGUACAAUUACUGUAUGAAUGAAUACUGCUGACCAUAAUGUUCUCCCAUUGUAUUUUAUAUGGAAAAAUACAUAGACCACAUAAGGCACAACAUUUGCUCAUUCAUGCUUAGUGUAACAUCUAUAAAGUGUGUCAUAUGUCUUGUAUUACUCGAAAUACUGUUGCCAUGGGAAAAUGCUGCCUUGAACUACAAAUUACAAACAGUGAAGAGAACAAAUAUUUGGCAGCAUUAAUGUCAUUCAAAAUCCUUGGCUUUGUACUUUUGAUACAUUAACUGGUUAUUCACUUACCCAAGUACUGUCUAAAUAAUACAUUGUAAUCUUUAAAUCAUUGUAAUCUUAAAUCGCAAAUAAAAGUCAUAUCUAUUUUAC